AUGAAUGCUGUUGUCGGACUGAGCAAGCAACAACAACAAAAUCAAUAUAUUGCUAAUGUUAAUUUACAAUAUUCAAAAUGUAGUGGCAUAGGCCGCCGUGUUAAUAGUAACUGGUUAGGUACAUUUAUUGUAGGUGAUAGCUGUGUUCAAGCUGAAUGUUGUUACUUAGUUGAACAAGUAAAAAUAUCAAAAUUGAAUGAUACACAACUAUUAGUUUCAGCAAAUGUAGCUGGUGCAGCAUGUGGCCCACAAGAAAUUAAAUCUAUUCCAACUGAAAUACCAAUACCAAUUCCAAAAGAUAAACAUGGUUUUCAGCUAACCACUUUUUUCGUUGGUAGUACGAAUCGAUUUACGUUAACCUAUGAUAAUCAAUAUAUUGCCAAUGGUAAUUUGCAAGUUCCAGGAUGUACUGGCAUGGAUCAUCGAGUCUCUGGUAUAUGA
Molecule: messenger RNA, 441 nt
Organism: Rotaria sp. Silwood2
Lineage: Eukaryota; Metazoa; Rotifera; Eurotatoria; Philodinida; Philodinidae
Source: the annotation of a GenBank genome assembly